CCACUUCCCUCUCUCCUCUACACGGAAAAGAGAAGAACAAAAGAAAACAGCCAUGGCUGGUACUGGCUUCUCAUCAGCCUCCUCCUCCUCUUCCACAUUCCCCUUCUUACAAGCUUCAUCUUUUUCUUCCUCUUCUUCAACUACAUCUUCCUCUCCCUUCGCUCCCUAUUCUCAACAAUCCUCCUCUCCUUUCUCCUUCUCCUCCUCUCCUCUCUCAUCAUUCUCUUCAUCCUCUUCAAACUCUAGCUCCUCUUCUUCUUCUCCUUUCUCCUUUGGAACCUCUUUCGCUUCUUCAAACCCCCUCUCCUCUUCUGCUUCCAAUCUUUUCUCCUCAUCAACUUCCAAACCCCUUUCCUUCCCAUUUCCCUCCGCAUCAAAUCCCGGCUCCACGUCCGCUUCCGCGCUACCAUCUUCCUCAACUUCGCUUUUCGCAUUCUCCACAUCGGCCACUGGAUCAUCGCUCUUCAGCGCUCCCUCAUCAACCUCAGUUCCUGCAUCCUCGCCUUUCGCAUUCUCCACAUCGGCCACCGGAUCAUCGCUCUUCAGCGCUCCCUCAUCAACCUCAGUUCCUGCAUCCUCGCCUUUCUCUGCUUCCUUGUUCGGUACUCCCUCUUCUUCCGCUGGAUCAUCGCUCUUCAGCGCUCCCUCAUCAACCUCAGCUCCUGCAUCUUCGCCUUUCUCUACUUCCACGUUUGGUGGUCCCACUUCUUCCCCAUUGUUCGGAUCUUCUUCCUCUUCUUCGCCGCCAGUGUUCGGAUCUUCUUCCUCCUAUUCUUCUUCAACAAUUACAACUCCGUCCUUCUCUACUGGCACGUCUUUCUUCGGAACUGCUUCUUCUUCUUCUUCUCCAUUGUUUGGGUCUUCUUCUUCUUCUUCUUCGACAACUAUGGCCCCGCCCUUUUCUACUUCUUCGCAGUUGUUCGGAUCCUCUUCUGCCACGGUGGCGACUCCUUCCUUUUCUACUUCUUCGCCACUGUUCGGAUCUUCUUCUGCCGCAGUGACGGCUCCUUCCUUUUCUACAUCUUCGCAGCUGUUCGGAUCUUCUUCUGCAGCAGCGACGCCUCCUUCCUUUUCUGGCUCCUCCUCACUGUUCGGAUCUUCUGCUGCUGCGAUGGCUCCUUCCUUUUCUACUUCUUCGCAGCUGUUUGGAUCUUCUUCUGCCACAGCAACAGCCCCUUCCUUUUCUUCUUCUUCGUCGUUGUUCGGAUCUUCUUCUGCUGCGACGACAGCUUCGCCGUUUUCUCUUGGCAGUGCUUCAGCAUUUUCUAAGAGCUCCACAAAUGCAGCAUCUACAGCCGCUCCUUCAUCGACGCCUGCUCUGAACUCAUCAUCGUCAAGCUUUUCCUUCAGUACUUCCUCGUCAUCGCCCUUCCAAUCCUCCCUUGGUCUUGGCAAUGCUGCUACUGCUGCUUCUUCCAGUGCAGCAGGGUUCUCCAGUACAGCUGCUGCGAAGCCGUUUUCGCUAGCAUUUGGAGCUUCUUCCUUUCCGUCACUCUCGUCAACUGUCACGACCGGGAGCUUGUCAGUUCCAGCUGCUUCCACACCACCAUCUUCGUCUGCUCCAUCUCCAUUCUCUUCUUCUGCUCCUGCGGCUUCUACUCCAUCUGUUCCUGCUUUUGGAGCAAACCCUACGGUGGCAACGAUGGGAACAGCUUUAUCAUCAGCAGCUACGACCUCAGCUGCUUCCUCAGCCAGUGCCAAUGCCUUUCCAAGCUUCUCGCUGUCUACGAGAGCACCUGUAUCAGCAUCGUCAUCACCACUCCAGGCAUCAACAUCAGCUGCUCCGUUAUUUGGUGCUUCUACUUCAACAUCGGCAGGUGUAUCCACUGAAGGUGCAGCAAAAAUCAGUUUUUCUGGUUCUGUUGUCACUACAGCUCAGGCGUCGUCUUCUGCUAGUGCUGCUUCCAGUGCCAGCACAACACUAUCUCAGGCGCCAAAGUUACCAUCUGAGAUCACCGGGAAAACCGUUGAGGAGAUCAUCAAAGAUUGGAACUCUGAGCUGCAGGAGCGCACUGGGAAGUUCCGAAAGCAGGCUGUGGCCAUAGCUGAGUGGGAUAGGAGGAUCUUGCAGAAUAGGGAUGUUCUCCUUAGGCUCGAGAGCGAGGUGGCUAAAGUGGUUGAGACACAGACUAACUUGGAGCGACAGUUGGAGUUAAUUGAAACUCAUCAACAAGAGGUUGAUAAGGCAUUGCAAAGUGCGGAAGAAGAAGCUGAGCGUAUUUACAAGGAUGAACGUCGAUUGCUUCUUGAAGACGAGGCUGCAGCAACGAGAGAUUCAAUGUAUGAGCAGGCGGAGUUCAUUGAGAGGGAGAUGGAACAGAUGGCAGAACAGAUUAAGUCAAUUAUAGAGACCUUGAAUGGGAAUCAGGGUGGUGACCUUGAAAUGAUUGAUGGCAUGACUCCUAUUGAUGUUGUCGUCCGGAUUCUAAACAAUCAACUCAGUUCACUGAUGUGGAUUGAUGAAAAGGCUAGUGAAUUCUCUUCCCGUAUUCAGAAACUGGCCAACCGUGGUGCUGCUGCUGAUCGAGAUUUGAUGAGUUCAAGAUUUUGGAUGAGUUGAUUUUUGGGUUUGUAAGAAAUGGUGAGCUUUUUAUUUUGUUUUGUUUUGUUUCCUGAAAUAGAAAUAGUGGCUAGGGCGCUAGCACAUGCAAUGUCUGGUUAGCAGCAGAUUCGGAAACAAUCUCCUUUAUCCUCCUUGACAACUGGCCAGAAAUCAUGUUUCAAGGCAGAUGCUAACCACUGUGACUGUAAUUUCAAGGGCAACACUCACCUGUUGAAUAGAAAAAUGAGUUUACAUAAAAGAAGGUCGCUGAGAUUAUCCACA
Molecule: messenger RNA, 2824 nt
Organism: Magnolia sinica
Lineage: Eukaryota; Viridiplantae; Streptophyta; Magnoliopsida; Magnoliales; Magnoliaceae
Product: nuclear pore complex protein NUP62-like
Exons: 9
Coding region: 53-2560 (835 amino acids)
Biological process (GO): RNA export from nucleus; protein import into nucleus
Cellular component (GO): nuclear pore central transport channel; nuclear pore
Molecular function (GO): structural constituent of nuclear pore; phospholipid binding
Source: RefSeq, a predicted model, not a curated record